AUGGAAAUAGAAUUAAUUGAAUUAAAAGAUAUAAAAGCCAUACCGGAUAUAAUACAUGCCUAUCCACAACGAGUGAAGUCUGAAUGUACACCACUUGUUAUUGACAAUGGAUCCUACAACUGCAGAGUCGGUUGGGCUACUGAAAAGGAACCACAAUUAAUAUUCAAGAAUCUCAUAGCAAAACCACGGAAAGAGCGUGGCAAGAAAGAUGGAGAGCCUCAAGUAGGAAAUGACAUAGCAAACAUUGAAGCCGUUCGAUUUCAGUUGAAAACUCAGUUUGAUCGAAAUGUAGUAACGCAUUUUGAGGCUCAAGAACAGAUAUUUGACUAUACAUUUACUCAUAUGGGCAUAGACACAGAAGGCACUGUGAACCAUCCAGUUAUUUUGACAGAAGCAUUUCUCAAUCCCAAUUAUUCUCGUAACUUGAUGGCGGAAUUGUUGUUUGAAUGUUACAAUGUACCAUCAAUAGCAUAUGGAAUUGAUUGCUUAUUUUCUUAUCAACAUAAUAACUGUCCACCUGAUGGUUUAAUAGUUAGCAUAGGAUAUCACACAACUCAUAUAAUACCAAUAUUGGAUGGCAAAGCAGAUGCCAUGAAUGCAAGAAGAAUCAAUGUUGGUGGAUAUCAUAUCACGUCUUAUAUGCAUAGGCUUCUUCAAUUGAAAUAUCCAGUACAUGUCAAUGCGAUAACACUUAGUCGUGCAGAGGAAUUGAUACACGAACAUUCAACGAUUGCUUUAGGCUAUCAGGAGGAUUUAUCCAAAUGGGCAGAUGUAGAUUAUUAUGAUACACGUGUUUUGCGAGUGCAAUUGCCAUAUAUUGCGCCUACUACCACUCCUGGUCUAACACUUGAGCAGCAGAAAGAAAGAAAGCGAGAAUUAGCACGAAGAUUAAUGGAAAUUAAUGCAAGAAAGAGGGAAGAAAGAUUAGCAGAAGAUGAAGAACAACUUAAUCAACUGUUGGCAGUUCAAGAUCUUCUAGAAGAAGGUGAAAUAGAUGAAUUUGAUCAGGCAUUAAAGUCUUACUCUCUUGCAAAUGAAGCUGAUUUAAUAAAAAUGAUCAACAAUUUACAAGCAAAAGUGGAAAGAACCAGACAAAAAAUAGUUGCUGCUAAUUCACAAGAGGAAAAUAUUGUAAUGGAAGAAAAACCUAAAUUUAAGACUAGCCUUCAACCUAAAGAUCAUCAGGAUAUUGAUGAAUGGAUUGCUGGAGUGAGAAAAAAAAGACAAGAGAUAUUAGAUAAACGUAUGGCAAAGAGACAACGACGACAAGAUAUGGCAAAGCGAAGAACGGCUGCUGCACAGGAAAGAAUGCGUAUAAUUAGUCAAUUGGCAAAAAAAGAAAAACGCGAUGAUGAUUUUGGGAUGCGAGACGAAGACUGGGACGUGUACAAAGUUAUAAAUAGGGAAGGUGGCGAUUCCGAUUCAGAGUUAGAACAGGAGAAACUCUUAGAACUGGAAGACGUUCUGCGUCAUCAUGAUCCAGAAUUUGAUAGUGCUGGCUCCAAUGUUCCCAUGGUUCCUGGAGAAACUCAUCAACUUCACGUUGGCGUAGAACGUUUACGGGCACCAGAAUUAUUAUUUCAACCGUCCAUGGUUGGUUCCGUAGAAGCUGGAAUUGCCGAGACGAUCGAAUUUGUUUUGAAACAGUAUUCCACAGAAGAACAAGCGCGUCUUGUGAGCAACGUGUUUCUUACUGGUGGGCCAACAGCUUUUCCAGGGUUAUUAGAAAGAUUACAACGCGAGUUACGCGAAAUGAGACCGUUCGGAUCCAACUUUCAUGUCAAUAUUGCGAAAAAUACCAGUUUGGAUGCUUGGUACGGUGCAAGAGAUUUUGGUUUGAAUGGCAAUCUUCCUGAGUACUUGGUCAGUCGCAAAGAAUAUGAGGAGAAGGGUGGAGAGUAUUUCAAAGAACAUUCAACAAGCAAUACUUACACUCGAUCGCCUGAUCCUUUGCCAAUGAUACAGGUACCUGUAACAUCUGAACAAGUAAUCGUAGAGGAUGCCGUAGUUGAUGUGGAAAUUGAAUAAAGAGGUACUUAUAAUUAUAAUUUGAAUAUAUAUAUAUAUAUAUAUAUUCACAUAAUAUAAUUAAGAAAUAAACAAAAUUUUG
This is a messenger RNA of Linepithema humile (Argentine ant), 2110 nucleotides long. RefSeq names its product Actin-related protein 5 (gene Arp5). Gene Ontology annotation, cellular component: cytoplasm; Ino80 complex. The record is from RefSeq and is a predicted model, not a curated record. Gene Ontology annotation, biological process: regulation of DNA-templated transcription. NCBI's taxonomy places the organism in Eukaryota, Metazoa, Arthropoda, Insecta, Hymenoptera, Formicidae.